ACUCUCCGUAGCUGGUAGAAUUUCUGUUGAGGUCCUUUUGAAUGGGUUGAAAAGGAAAGUGGACUUGAUAGUGUUGAAGACAGGUCAGGAUUUCAUACCAUUAAUUGGGCGCAAUUGGUUGGAAUUCUUUUUCCCGGAUUGGAAAAGCAAUUUUGCUAACAAGCACGAGAUAAAUAAUUUGGCCGUUGAUGUUGUGCCUAGUGACAUAGCUACGAAGCUGAUUUAGUUUUCAAACCGGAACAACCCAUAUUCAAGCGUCCAUAUCAAAUACCGUAUAAAUUGAAGGAAAAGUUUGUGGAGCAUUUAGACAUGUUGGAAAAGCAAGGAGUCAUUACACCUGUGAAAGCGAGUGAAUGGGCUUCCCCAGUGAUUGCAGUGGUAAAGAAGGAUGAUGAAAUUAGAAUGGUAAUAGACUGUAAGGUUUCAUUGAACAAAAUUUUAAUACCGAACACUUAUCCUCUUCCACUUGCGCAAGACAUAUUUGCUUCUUUGUCUGGUUGUAAAUUUUUCUGUUCACUUGAUUUGGCUGGUGCAUACACUCAGCUAUUACUUUCAAAACGUUCUAGAAAAUACGUUGUGAUAAACACAUUAAAAGGGUUGUUUAUUUACAACAGGUUGCCGCAAGGUGCAUCAUCUAGUGCUGCUGUGUUUCAGCAAAUUAUGGAGCAAAUUCUUGGAGGUUUGGACAGGGUUUGUUGUUAUUUAGAUGAUGUCUUAAUUGCGGGAGAGACAUACGAGGAAUGUUUGAGCAAAUUAGAAAUGGUGCUAGAAAAAUUGACAAUUGCUAAUGUUAAAGUAAAUUUUAAAAAAUGCAAAUUUUUUGUUUCUUCCUUACAAUAUUUGGGACAUGUUAUUACCCAAGAUGGUUUACUACCAGCACCAGAAAAGCUUUCCACAAUUAAUAAUGCUAAAGUACCUAAAAACGUAAGUGAGUUAAAAGCUUUUUUUGGGCUUAUAAACUAUUACAACAAAUUCAUUCCAAGUUUAUCUACAAAAUUACGUUGUUUAUAUAGUUUGUUGAAGAAAAAUGUUCGUUUUGACUGGACUGAUGAGUGCAAUGAAGCUUUUAUUAAUAGCAAAAAUUGUUUAUUGAAUGCUAACAUUUUAACAUAUUAUGAUCCCAAGAAACCCUUAGUAGUAGUUACAGAUGCUUCAUCUUAUGGAUUGGGAGGUGUUCUAACACAAGUAGAGAAUGAUGUGGAAAAGCCAGUGUGUUUCACAUCGUUUUCAUUAAAUUCAGCACAAAGGAAAUAUCCCAUUUUACAUUUGGAGGCGCUGGCACUAGUUUGUGUUAUUAAAAAAUUUCACAAAUUUUUAUUUGGGCAGAAAUUUAAAGUCUUUACAGAUCACAAGCCACUCUUAGGUAUUUUUGGAAAGGAAGGCAGACAUUCUAUUUAUGUAACUAGAUUACAGCGUUAUGUAUUGGAACUUUCAAUAUAUGAUUUUGAUAUUGAGUAUCGUCCAGCAUCUAAGCUUGGAAAUGCGGAUUUUUGCAGUCGUUUUCCAAUUGAACAAAAGGUGCCAAGCAAGUUUGAUUACGAAUGUGUAAACAGUUUGAAUUAUUCAGAUGAAUUGCCGCUGGAUUUCAACAUUAUUUCUACAGAAACAAAAACUGAUAACAUUUUGGUUGAAAUUAUUCAUUUUUUAAAUAAAGGUUGGCCUAGUAAUAUUCCAAAACAGUUUAAAAAUCUGUACUCACAAAAAGAAUCGCUGCAAUUUGUUGAAGGAGUUUUAUUACUAGAAAACCGGGUUAUUAUUCCAGAUAAACUAAGAAAGGCAGUUUUGAAACUUCUUCAUAUUAAUCACAGUGGUAUGGUAAAAAUGAAACAGUUGGCUAGGAAAACGGUUUACUGGGAAGGUAUGAAUAAGCAAAUAGAGGAUUACGUUAAAAGUUGUAAUUCUUGUGCACAAAUGGAAAUAAUAAGAAAGCCAGAGCAUUUGGGUAGUUGGCUGCCUACAAAUCGACCCUUCAGUAGAUUGCAUGCUGAUUUUUUUUAUUUUGAGGGAAAAACUUUUCUUUUGAUUGUUGAUAGUUUUUCUAAAUGGUUAGAAAUAGAAUAUAUGCGUUUUGGUACUACUGCAAAGUUAGUUAACAGAAAGUUUGCAGCAACGUUUGCACGUUUUGGGCUGCCCGAUGUAGUAGUUACUGAUGGCGGACCGCCCUUCAAUUCAAAUGAAUUUAUCACAUUUUUGAAAUCUCACGGUAUAAAUGUUAUGAAAAGUCCGCCAUACAAUCCGGCGAGUAAUGGGCAAGCAGAAAGAAUGGUUAGAGUUGUGAAGGAGGUUUUCAAAAAGUUUUUACUUGACGAUCAGACAAAAUCCCUAGAAAUAGAGGAUCGCUUAAAUUUAUUUCUUAUUAAUUAUAGGAAUAGUUGUCUUAGUGCUGAAGGAAUGUAUCCAUCGGAAAGGAUUUUUGCUUAUCAACCUAAAAUGCUUUUGGAUUUGAUUAAUCCAAAUAAAAGUUAUAAAAAAUUCAUUGACAAAACUCCUGAAAGGAUAGUUAUACCAGACAAAGGUGAAAGUUUUGAGCCAGAUUUAUUUGACAAGUUAGUGACAGGGGAUAAGCUGUUCUAUAAAAAUAAUAAAUUAAAGCAUGAUUUUCCGAAUUGGUUAGAAGCUAUAUUUAUCAAAAAACUUUCUACUAAUGUUUUUCAGAUUUCCCUGAGAGGUCAUGUUUUGACCGCACAUCGUAACCAGCUGAAAAUGGUGCAUGUGCCGCAGCAUAAGUCGAAGGUGAUGUUUACCUUCGGCAGCAACAAACGAAAACGAGACUCGUUAGAUGAAGAGGAUGAGUUUCGCGGGUUCGCAGAGCAGCAGAUUUUACCUGAUACGAGCCAUCAACAUGUUAAAAAGGCGCGUUCCGAAAGUUUUAAACGAACUAUAGUUACAAGAUCAAUGAGAAGAAAUUGUCUGGAUACAGAAAAGAAUUGAAUUAUAUAAAGUGUAAUGAAUAAGCAUUCCUAGUGCAAUCGAUUUUGUUUGUGUUAUACAUUUAAUCAUAUGUUGUGUAUUAUUGAAUUAAUAAUUCUCUAAAGAAUUAACUUUAGGAAGGAGAACUGAUGUGUUCUAUCAAGGGUUAAAAGCCGAAGCCGAAU
Molecule: messenger RNA, 3095 nt
Organism: Culex pipiens pallens (northern house mosquito)
Lineage: Eukaryota; Metazoa; Arthropoda; Insecta; Diptera; Culicidae
Exons: 2
Coding region: 310-2931 (873 amino acids)
Biological process (GO): DNA integration
Molecular function (GO): nucleic acid binding
Source: RefSeq, a predicted model, not a curated record